AUGCACUGUGUCCUGUUGCUGGGAGCCUUGUGCGUUUUCCUGUUUUCCCGAGUGCUUCCAGUCCACCCUCUUCAGGAAGUGCACGUGAACAGGGAGACCCUUGGGAAGAUUUCAGCUGCCAGCAAAAUGAUGCGCUGCUCGGCGGCAGUGGACGUCCUGUUUCUGUUGGAUGGCUCACACAGCGUCGGGAAAGCAGGCUUUGAAAGGUCCAAGCACUUUGCCAUCACCCUCUGUGAUGCCCUGGACAUCAGCCCCAACAGAGUCCGAGUGGGAGCCCUGCAGUUUGGUUCUGCUCCUCAUCUGGAAUUCCCCUUGGAUGCGUUUCCCACCAGACAGGAAGUGAAGGCAGAAAUCAAAAGGAUGGUUUUCAAAGGUGGGCGCACAGAGACGGGCCUCGCUUUGAAAUACCUUCUGCAUGGUGGCCUCCCCGGGGGCAGAAAUGGCUCUGUGCCCCAGCUCCUCAUCAUUGUCACAGAUGGGAAGUCCCAGGGACAGGUGGCACUGCCGGCCAAGCAGCUGAAAGAGAGGGGCAUCACUGUGUUUGCUGUGGGGGUCCGGUUUCCCAGGUGGGAGGAGCUGCACACCCUGGCCAGCGAGCCUUGGGAGCAACACGUGCUGUUGGCAGAACAAGCGGAUGACGCGACCAACGGCCUGCUCAGCACCCUCGCCCAUUCUGCCCUGUGCACCAUCCAUGCUCCAGACUGCCGGGUGGAGGCCCACCCCUGUGAACGCAGAACGUUGCAGACGGUCAGAGAGCUCGCUGGCAGCGCCCCCUGCUGGAGAGGCUCCCGACGGACGGACGCUGUGAUGGCUGCACACUGUCCCUUCUACAGCUGGAAGAGAGUGUUCCUGUCUCACCCUGCCACCUGCUACAGGACCAUCUGCCCAGGCCCCUGUGAUGUCCAUCCCUGCCAAAAUGGAGGCACGUGUGUUCCAGAAGGGCCAGACAGAUACCACUGCCUCUGCCCACCGGCCUUUGCAGGAGAAGCCAACUGUGCCCCAAAGCUGAGCCUGGAAUGCCGAAUCGAUGUCCUCUUCCUGCUGGAUAGCUCCGCGGGCACCAGCCUGGAGGGCUUCAUGCGUGCAAAGGCCUUCGUGAAGCGGUUUGCCCAGGCCGUGCUAAGCGAGGACUCCCCGGCCCGCGUGGGCGUGGCCUGGUACAGCAGGGAGCUGGUGGUGGUGGUGCCCAUUGGGGAGUACCAGGACGUGCCCGACCUGGUCAGGAGCCUGGACCACAUUCCCUUCAGUGCCGGACCCACUCUGACUGGCAGCGCCUUGCGGCAGGUCACCGAGCGUGGCUUUGGAAGUGCCACCAGGACUGGCCAGGACCGGCCGCGCAGGGUGGUGGUGCUGCUCACGGAGUCGCGCUCCCAGGACGAAGUGGCUGGCCCCGCACGCCAUGCCCGGGCCCGAGAGCUGCUCCUGCUGGGCGUGGGCAGCGAGGCCGUGCGGGCGGAGCUGGAGGAGAUCACCGGCAGCCCGAGGCACACGGUGAUCUACUCAGACCCCCGGGACCUCUUCAGCCAAGUCCUCCAGCUGCAGGGGAAGCUGUGCAGCCGGCCGCGGCCAGGCUGCCAGGCCCAAUCGCUGGACCUCAUCUUCCUUUUGGAUGCCUCAGCCUCUGUGGGCCCCGAGAACUUUGCUCACAUGCAGAGUUUCCUUAGAAGCUGUACCCUUCAGUUUGAUGUGAAUCCUGAUGUGACGCAGGUGGGCCUGGUGGUGUAUGGCAGCUGGGUUCAGGUUGUCUUUGAGCUGGAUACCCACAUGACUCGUGCGGCUGUGCUGCGGGCCAUGAGCCAGGCCCCUUACCUGGGUGGGGUGGGCUCAGCUGGCACUGCCUUGCUGCACAUCCAUGACCAUGUGAUGACCAUCCGGAGGGGUGCCCGGCCCGGCGUCCCCAAGGCCGUGGUGAUGCUCACAGGUGGCAGAGGAGUGGAGGACGCCGCGGUCCCUGCCCAGAAACUGAGGGACAACGGAGUCUCCAUCUUGGUUGUGGGCAUGGGCCCUGUCCUGAGAGAGGCACUGCGGAGGCUGGCUGGGCCUCGGGACUCCCUGAUUCAUGUGGCAGUGUACACGGACCUGCGGUACCACCAGGACAUGAUCAUGGAGUGGAUCUGUGCAGAAGCCAAGCGACCGGUCAACCUCUGCAAACCCAGCCCAUGCAUGAAUGAGGGUGCCUGCGUCCUGCAGAAUGCGAGCUACCGCUGCGAGUGCCGGGGUGGCUGGGAAGGCCCCCACUGUGAGAAUCGGGUCUUGAGAGGUGAUGCCCCCCAGGCACACAGCGCCCACCAAGAGCCUGCAGGAGGACAGCAGCCACAUCCUUCCCAGCAAGCCUGGGGAAGGCUGGCACACCCUGGGCACUAA
Molecule: messenger RNA, 2364 nt
Organism: Ochotona curzoniae (black-lipped pika)
Lineage: Eukaryota; Metazoa; Chordata; Mammalia; Lagomorpha; Ochotonidae
Gene: VWA2
Product: von Willebrand factor A domain containing 2
Exons: 13
Coding region: 1-2364 (787 amino acids)
Molecular function (GO): calcium ion binding
Source: RefSeq, a predicted model, not a curated record